GGCUGCUCGUUGGCUCGCUAUUGAGCUGGGGCUGCCUGGGUCUCCCUCCCGACUGAGGAAGGUCGAUUGUCCGCGGUGCAAAUCGCCAAAGUGGGCAUUUCGUGUUGCAGCCGGCUUGGGUGCCCCGCCCCUCCGCAGCGCGCUACCAUGGGAGCCCGCAACAGGCGGGUUGGGCCAGGCUUGCCAGUACGCGUCCAGCGUUCCCACAGAGGCAGACCCGCGAACAGCAACCCCUGUCAUUCGCCGCCCCGACCAACUAAAACUCAAAUGUCGAAUCUCGCAUUCAUGGACGACCACUUUGCACACCAUCGGCGCCGAGACAACGCUGCAUCACCAAAUGGCAGCAACAGCCACCGGGACAACCAGCACCGCCGUCAGGACGGGAAUGACCUCGGCAUGACUACUUCACGAAGAUCCAUUUCGCCCGCCGCUGUUGCCGUGAACCGGACGUCAGACUCGAUUACCAGAGAGCGAGACCGAACCCGGAAGCAUCAUCCCUCUAGGCCUCUUCCCUUACCACAGCGUUCUCGAGGCCGGUCGAUCGAGCCAUCGCAACAAGAUACCCAACGUCGGCACCGCGAUCAGGCCCGCAGCCCCAACCGUCGCAGUGAUCGCUCGUUUGAGCCAUCCCGUCGCUCACCACGCAGUCGCCGAGACCGCUCCCCUGAACCUUCCCGCCGCCGCGAGCCUCGCGCUUCACCGGAUCGCCGUCACCCAGACCACAGGUCGCCCGGGCCGAGGAAGGAAGUCCAGGGGCGCCCAGAGGACCGCGCCCGACGCCGUGCAUCGCGGUCGCCCGUUCCAAGCAAGCGCCGACGGAGCCCUAGUCCGUCUUUCGAUCGUGCAUCGCAGCCAAAAAAGGCCCGGCAAGACAGCAUCAAUCAAACAGGCCCUGAGAGGGGCGUGCCACCGAAAAAUCAGCAGUCAAACAUCAACCGAGGCCCGUCCCCUUACCCACGUCGCGCCCGUUCCCCUGAACCUCGCGACCAGCUUCCAAGGCCCAGCAGGCGGUCUGGCCGGUCUAGGUCUCCGAGCCCUCCCCGUCGCCAUAGAUCUCGGUCGCCUCGGAGCAGCCGCCCCUUUCGACAGCAUCCCGAGGGGGAUUCUCGCAAUAGGAGUAGGUCUCCUAGGCAUCGGCACCGAUCACCUCGACCCGACCCCAGACGUCGAUCUAGAUCACGCCGCCGCAGUCCCCGCAAAACCGCCCCAGCGGAAACUCAGGCGCGGCCUUCAUCAGAUACCGGGUCACGUCGGAGAGGAAGUGUUGAUCAGGGUCAACCCCACGCUAUACGCGGACCGGCUCCGUCCAAAUCACCCCGUGACAGUCAGCACCCCAAAACAGCCAAGAGGGGAAGGGCCAGCAGCCACGAGCGGUCGCGCUCGUCCAAACACUUCGACCCCGCCUCCGGUGCCAACAGCAUCGAGGUGAAAAUGGGUGCCCGGGGUGGUUACCGUGGAGGCUUCAACCCCCAAGCCGGCUAUCCGAAGGGGCAAUAUGAUUCCAGGAGCUACGGCCAGUCAUCGGGCCAUGGAACCCCCGUUUCGUCGUUCCACGGCUCGCCGACGGGUCAGUCACCUUAUGGUGGUAACGGGCGGGGCUGGAACAACCAACCGCAGUUUUCCCCUCAAGGUGGUCAGUUUUCGCCACCAUAUCCCCACAACAGUUACGGACCUCCCACGGGCCCCCAAGGGCACUACCACUCGGGCCAGGCACAGUCUCCUCCUUACGCACCGACCGGGCCCGCCGCCCAGUACCCAUCCGGACCGUACCGCGGAAGCCACAGAGGCGGGUCAUUUCGGGGCAGUCAGUUCUCCGGUCGCGGGGGCCUCCGAGGCGGUUUCAAGAGUACACAGUGGCAUCCCCAGGGCAGCGAUUCUCGUGGUCCGCCUGACCCAACCGAGGGUUCGGAUCACUCCCAUGCCACUACGCACCGGUCCCCCAUCAGCCAUGCGGAGGCUCCGGCGGAGAAGGGUGACGCCUCAAUGGCGGACAGCGACAACCCCUUUAGACCCUCCAAAGACUUACAAGUGGAAGAUACUAGCAAGGAAGAGGAGUCGAAAGAAGACAAGAUGUCGGCUCUCGGCCGGGCCCCUCCGACCGGGCCGCAAUCCACAACACCUAAUAAGUUUAGUUUCAGCAUGAAGAACGCGGUGAAACCAGCAGUGGCCGCACCGAGACCCGAGAUAUCGUCCAAAUUCAAUGCCGCACCAGCAUCACGCGAACCCCCGACCAAGCCCGCAGCCCAAAAAGCGCCACCCACAAGACCAGAACGGGACCGGGACCGGGAUCGGGACCGAGGCGGAUUCCCCAAGAAUGCUCCGACUGAGCCAGCGUCGGCACGGUCCCGUCCCGGUGUUCCGACCGGCCCCAGCGACCGCAGGGCACCCGAGCCGCCUAGACAACCCGAUCCGGCUCCGCGGACACGGAAGGUGAAGAAGAUUGUGAGGCGUCUCAAGGAGAAGCCCACCCUUCCGGCCGACUUGGCGGCAUCCAAAUCCGUGUACUUCAGGAAACCGGGCAACGAAUCCGUCGUGGGCUCAGGCACGUACGGCAAGGUCUUCAAGGGGCUGAACGUCUACACUAAGAAGCUGGUAGCCCUCAAGAAGAUACGGAUGGAGGGCGAGAGAGACGGUUUCCCGGUGACGGCUGUUCGAGAGAUCAAGCUGCUCCGGUCGCUCGGACACAAGAAUAUCGUCCAGCUCCAAGAGGUCAUGGUCGAGGCCAACGACUGCUUCAUGGUGUUUGAGUACUUGUCGCACGAUUUGACGGGUCUCCUCAAUCACCCGACGUACACCCUGGAGCCGGGACAUAAAAAGCAUCUGGCCCGACAGCUUUUUGAAGGACUAGACUAUCUUCACACGAGGGGCGUCCUGCACCGCGACAUCAAAGCUGCCAACAUCCUCGUCAGCAACGAGGGUAUCCUCAAGCUCGCCGACUUCGGCUUGGCUCGCUUUUAUGCCAAACACCACCAGCUAGACUACACUAACCGGGUCAUCACCAUCUGGUAUCGGUCCCCAGAGCUGUUACUGGGUGAGACACAGUACGGCCCGGCGGUGGAUAUCUGGAGCGCCGCCUGCGUUCUCGUGGAGAUCUUCACCAAGCGAGCCAUCUUCCCGGGCGACGGAAGCGAGAUCAACCAACUGGAGAAAAUACACGCGGUGCUUGGGACUCCGAACAGGAAAGACUGGCCGAACUUGGUGGAGAUGCCCUGGUUCGCGCUCCUCCGGCCUAGCUACCGUAAACCGAACGUUUUUGGGGAAAAGUACAAAGACCAGCUGACCCCGGCCGCCUUUGACCUACUCACGUCCAUGUUUUCCUACGACCCGGACAAACGACCCACCGCCGCCGAGGUCCUUCAGCACCCGUACUUCGUUACGGAGGAGCCCGCCGCGCGGCAGGCGAUCGAACUCAAGGACAUCGGUGGCGAAUGGCACGAGCUCGAGUCAAAAGCGCUCCGGCGUGAGAAGGAAAAGAAGGAAAAGGAGCGCGCGCGCGCCGCACAGCAGCAGUCCGGGACGAAAGAGGAGGGCCCCGAAAGCGGCAGCACCCGCGACAGAGAGCGGAAGCGGCCAAACGAAGGCGGCGAUGCUCCGCGGGAGGCCAAGCGGCCGCAUAUCGAUGCUAAUGGGAAGGCAUAAAUGCCUGGAUAGGCAGAUCCCCACACGAAGAGAAGGAGGCGACGCGGUGGAAGGCAUGUACGACCACGGUCUUGUCACAGAUUUCGGGUCGUGGUCAUCUUAUCUCUUACAAGCAUGGGCGAUGAGCGGGGCAUAGCGACGGUUUAAACGGACCGAGUAAUCUUCGUGCCGGCUUGUCUUGCAUACUCUAGCGUACCAAGCCAGGCGCGGCUCUGAAUGAAUACUGGAGUGAUAAAUUCAAGUUAUGGUCCGAAUUAUAAGCUGCCUGUGUUAGGUGAUAGGGAUUCUAUUUAAUGCGAUCGACUGGUAACGAGGGGCUCAUAAUCAGUUGACGAUCGCAAAGACUACCUAGUGAGCCACAUCAGCAGACCCUACCUAUUGGGUCAAGCUGUAUGAUAG
Molecule: messenger RNA, 4038 nt
Organism: Chaetomium fimeti
Lineage: Eukaryota; Fungi; Ascomycota; Sordariomycetes; Sordariales; Chaetomiaceae
Exons: 3
Coding region: 148-3639 (1163 amino acids)
Biological process (GO): protein phosphorylation; positive regulation of transcription elongation by RNA polymerase II
Cellular component (GO): nucleus; cyclin/CDK positive transcription elongation factor complex
Molecular function (GO): ATP binding; RNA polymerase II CTD heptapeptide repeat kinase activity; cyclin binding
Source: RefSeq, a predicted model, not a curated record